Sordaria macrospora k-hell is the source of this 5247-nucleotide messenger RNA. RefSeq lists its product as uncharacterized. Gene Ontology annotation, molecular function: guanyl-nucleotide exchange factor activity. The record is from RefSeq and is a predicted model, not a curated record. NCBI's taxonomy places the organism in Eukaryota, Fungi, Ascomycota, Sordariomycetes, Sordariales, Sordariaceae.
AUGUCGUUUCGCGGCGACGAUUCGCGCCGCUACGGCCAUGUGCCGCCUGCUCAAUAUCCCGUCGGCGGCACCGCGCAGGACAACAACAAUAACAAUCCGCCAUAUCCUCCCCAGCGACGCUUGAGCUUCAACACGGGCGACGAUGCCGGCAUGUUCGACCCGAGCGCUUCCCGCCAGCAGCCCGCCAUUUACACUGGGGCGCCUGUGGGCAGUAGGGGUGAGGAGGAGCUGUUUAUCACCAGUCCCACGUCACAGGAUGCGCCGGCUGCCCAAAAUCGCCUCAGCUACAACCCUCAGCAUAUCGCCAUGGCUGGAUAUCAACACCAGUAUCAGGCUCAGACAAACGCGCCGCCGCCCGCACCGACACACUCGACGUACAACCCCCAGGCCUUUGCUCGCACUCAAUCAACCUCCCUCCCGUAUCACCCUGGCCCGCCCUCGAGAUACGGCGCUCCGACGAGUCCGACCUACGCGCCCACUCCUACAACCUAUACCCCGCCAGCUUAUAACCCAGCGGCGUACGCCAACACCAACACGCCUCAGAGGCAUUCUUCCGUCGCUUCAGUGGCUUCCUCGGGAUACAAUGGGUACACAUAUGGCUAUACCUCUCCCAGCAUCUCGCAGUCGGGAUUUGGCCAAUCUCCCCAGACGGCUACAGCUCCAUCCAUGCCCAGCUAUGAGCCCGCCCGUAGUCCACAGUAUCCUCCGUCUUCUGCCACCGCGACAUCGCCGCAAUAUGACCAGUCCUAUUCCCCGGCGAAUGCAUACAACCAGCAGCAAUACUACGGGUCCUAUUCCUUGAAUGGCGUGAACAAUUCCCAAAGUAUGGCGUACAAUACCAUAACGUCUCAGGCGCCCUAUCCCUCCCAUGCUCAGAUGCCUGGCGGACCUAGUUACGGUUCUGCAGAUCACAGCGCCUUUGCCGGUCGGAAUUCUAGAUCGGAUUUCCAGGUCUCUGCGCCGUCUCCUCCUGCACAUUCGCAAGCACAUGGCGGUCUUACAAGGCAUCCAACAAAUGCUCCGCUCCCUAGCCGCCCCAUGGAUGAUUUGCCGGAGGACCAAAGCUGGGGACCUAAUGGGCAAAAUGAUGAGCUGCAAGCCCAAGACGCCUUGUUCAGUGAUAUUAUCUCGGAAGUGGGACCACGACAGUACCAUGGUGUUAAUGGCAGCAUGUCGGAGGACGACCAGGGACUGCACCGCUACAGUUCGACUGCUUCGACGAAUGUGGGAUCCGCUGCAGCGGUAGAUCGCUAUCCUUCUAAUGCAUCGACAGUGAACAGAAACGAUAUCCCCAAUACUUAUCCCAAUACUUAUAACUACGAUGACGACGAGAGCGACCCCGAGGGUGCUGCUGGCCUCUUGGCCAUGCAGGAAGACAUGGACGACCGGCGCUUUGGCUUUGGUGGAAUAUCGUUCCCAUCUUAUAUGGAACCUCCGGCAGCGCAGCAGCAGACCCCGCCGUCACACCCGAUACAGCCGCCGGGACACCAACGGGAGUUACCACCGCCGCCCGAGGAACAAGGCACGGAUAGCGAUUUUGGGGGAAUGGACCUCGGCUUGUAUGGGGGUGGCUAUGCUGGAAACCUUCACUACGAGAAUGGAUUUGGCUCCCCACCCGCAACCUCCACCCAGUUUGAUAAAGGGCCCAGGCCAUUGCCGUAUCCGCAAAACACGGGAAGCGAGUAUGCUCCCUUCUCCCAAGCCGCCGUCGACUAUGGCGGAACUGGUGGUCUUCAGGCCCCGCAGACUCACCGGUUGAGCUUCGAUGAGGAAGACGAACAUGUCUCGAUCCACUCCAGGCAGAGCGGAAGUGAUUCGCCUACCAAGGAAGAUUACCCCGACAUGUUCUACCAUCCAGGGAUAUCCAACCGGCCUCUUCCAGCUGUCCCUCCUCUUGGCGAAGGCCGUCCAGCCCUGUCGGUACUGCCCCCUAGUAAGGUCGCUUCUCAACAGGGGUACAAUAUGGAUGUGAAUCAACGGCUCGUGUAUGAUCAACAAGGCCAAGCUGCAGUGGAGAGAUCGAUAUCGCUUUCCGGUCACAGCAAUACUCCUCCUGUCCAGACACCGGCACGAUCCAGAACCGAUGCCGCUGAGGAGCGGAGGAGAGCAUUAAAACAUCAUGCCCAUCAGCAUCAUUCUCAUAUGGGCCAUCAAGGCGCGCCUCAAGAUGGCUACGACUCGGGAACACCAUCGUCGCUUGCUGCCUAUGAUAUGAUCACAUUGCCUGGCAGGAAGAGGAAGUUCAUCCCAUCAAAACUUACGGCCACGGAAAUUAAGCGUUGUGCCGAGCCGUGGGCGCUUAGCAGUGUCACUGCUUGGAUUCGUGAGAUGGCAGACGGUGAAGUGGACCUUAAGAGAAAAUCCAUUGAGGAAGGAAUUGUGAAGCUUUUCUGUCACAAGGUUCCUACCAUGAACGUUGCUGACGCGGAAGGCUUAAGUACCACAGUCGUGGACUCCAUGUUCGUGUCCGGUCUCUUGAUUGAAGAUGAGGAAUGGGUCAGGUUUGGACCCGGCCAGAUGACAGGUGUCUUGUGGCAACUGACUGGCCAUGGUUGCUACGCGCCCAAGUUGCAUGAGGCCGAAGAGUCCGCCCCCAAACUCAAUGACAACGGCAUUCCAGUAAGGUGCUACUCGCAUCACUGCGGUAGAACCCUAAAGAAGGCCAAUCUGGAUCACCUGCUUUCUGACGAUCCAGUGGUUCAAGACUGGGCGACCUUCCAUGGACUCAAGGCGUCAGAUAUGGAGAACAAGAGCAAAAAGGAGAUUGAGAGACAAAACGUUCUGCACGAAAUUGUCACCAGUGAAGAGGAGUACAUGGCCCAGCUCGAUGUUGUUCGACUCCUCUACAGAGAUCAACUCCGCGUACACCAGCCGCCUGUUCUGCCCAGCAGCAGAAAGGACAAGUUCCUGGAAGCAGUCUUUGGUAAGAUUGAUACGGUGCAGCAGAUCAACAAGGAUUAUUUGCUUGCUCAGCUCAAGUACCGCCAACAGGAACAAGCACCCUUCAUUACUGGGUUCAGUGACUUGUUCAGAGAGUGGAUUCGCAAGGCCAGGCCAAUCUACAUCGAAUACUGCUCCUCUUACCCGAACUCCGAGUACCUCAUCCGAAGGGAGAGUAAUAGGAAUAGACUCUUCUCCGAGUUUCUGGCAUUCGCGCAAAACCAUCCGCGGUCCAAGCGUUUGGGAUGGACCACGUUUGUGAAGGCGCCCAUUACACGUCUGCAGAGAUAUUCUUUGCUGCUUAGCACAGUCUUGAAAAACACGAUCGAAGAUAGCGAUGAGAAGCAGAAUCUCAUCAAGGCCAUCAACGAGAUCAAGGCCGUCACCAAGGAGUGUGAUGAAAGGGUUGCUGAGAUGAGCAAGAAGGUGGCGCUGCUUGAGCUGCAACACCAGCUGGUUCUUCGUCCUGGUUUCCAAUCAGUCCUCAACCUUGAUCACCUUGGAAGAGAACUUCUCAAGCAAGGCGAGCUUCAGCGGCAGGGUUCGAAGGGAGUACGCUGGGUUGAAACGCAGGCCCUGCUGUUUGACCAUUACUUCAUCUUGGCCAAGGCGGUCUCAACCAAGGACGGAAGGAGUGACAAGAAAUAUGACGUGUCGAAAGAGCCUAUACCCAUGCCACUCCUCUUCCUUGAGAGCAUGAACGAUGAACCUGUAACAAAACAAAAGGGUCUCGCAGCACCUUUAACCCGUGCAACGGCUGCCAGUGGAUCCGGAACACAGCUCAACAAGGUUGCCUCUAAUGGAGGUGACAGGCCCGGCUUGGAACACACGGCAACAAGUUCGUCUAUGGGCUCCCUCAACCCCGUUACUCGUCUAACAAGUUCAGGUGUCGAUGACGGAAAGAUCAUCUAUCCCUUCAGGAUAAAACAUCUCGGUCAUGAGAUUUACACGCUCUACGCCUCCUCUGCUCAGGAUCGUGCAGAUUGGUGUAAUGCGAUCGUGGACGCGAAGACAAGACACGCCAAAGCGCUACAUGCUCAGAACGCCGAGCCUUUCCGCUUGCGGGUUCUUUCUGACGGUGCUUUUGCGUACGAUUCUUAUUCGACCUUUGGCAGGCAGCCAGGCGUGCCAAUCAAGGAGACACCCUUGGACAGGGCGAUCCGAGAAAUGGAGAAGGAAUACGGUGAAGGCCGCGGUCCUCCACCGGUAUGCAGAGCUCAGGUAAACUGUGCUACCGCGUUCAAGUCGUUCGGCAAGUCCAUCAUCGCCAUCGGUACGGAUUACGGCGUCUACAUCUCGGAGGCGUCCAAACCCCGAGGCUGGUCACGCUCCGUCCAGAUCAACAAGGUCACCCAGAUCGCCGUCCUCGAGGACUUCUCCGUCUGUCUCCUCAUUGCAGACAGAUCACUCAUAUCUUACCCUCUCGACGUGAUCGCACCCGUCUCCAAUUUUCCGGCCCCAACCCACGACAACUCCCGACGAGCGCCUCAGCGCCUCGCCAAAGACGUCACCUUCUUUGCCACCGCUCGCAUGAAGGAUCGCACCCUCCUCUUCUACAAACGCAAGGAAGGCAUGCACAACACCUUCAAGGUUCUCGAGCCCGUCUUCCAAAAGGCCACAGAGAAGAAGUCCCGCAUCUUCGGCAGCCGCAAGGUCUCCUCGGGAGCAACCGAGUCCUUCCGCGACUACGACGAGUUCUACCUCCCUGCCGAGUGCUACUCGCUCAACCUGUUCCAGACGUACAUCGCCGUCGCUUCGGCAAAGGGUUUUGAGCUCCUCACGCUCGACAAAAAGGUGACCCAGUCCAUCCCGCGCGACCUCAACCUGCCCGCCAUCGCCAACAUCGCCUCGCGCAUCAAAGACCAACGGCCCCUGGGCAUGUUCAAGCUCAACGACCAGGAAUUCCUCCUCACCUACGAGGACUGCGCCGUCUACGUCGACAAGCACGGCGAGAUCUCCCGCACGCUGAUCAUGGAGUACUCGGGCAAGCAAAAGAAGGCGAAAGCGGCAACCAUGUUCGGCCAGUACCUGUUGCUCUUCAACGAAGAUUAUGUCGAAGUCCGCAAUGCCGAGAACGGUCGCCUGCGCCAGAUCAUUGCCGGGAGGGAUGUGAGGUGUUUAGACUAUGGGUUUAGAGGCCCCACGGGAAGCGGCCAGCAACAUGCGCAGCCGCAUACCUUGCUGCAGACGGGCGUAUUGCAGGAUAGUAAGGGCACGGUCAAGAUUUGCAUGAGUCAUCCGGAGGUUCCCGGGGGACAAAUUGUGUUGGAGAUGUUGCUUAAUGAUGGGCAUGCGGAGAAGGCUUAG